This is a messenger RNA of Mirounga angustirostris (Northern elephant seal), 1248 nucleotides long. It is a transcript of the gene EXOSC3, whose product is annotated as exosome component 3. Gene Ontology annotation, cellular component: cytoplasmic exosome (RNase complex); nuclear exosome (RNase complex). Gene Ontology annotation, biological process: exonucleolytic trimming to generate mature 3'-end of 5.8S rRNA from tricistronic rRNA transcript (SSU-rRNA, 5.8S rRNA, LSU-rRNA); nuclear polyadenylation-dependent rRNA catabolic process; TRAMP-dependent tRNA surveillance pathway. The record is from RefSeq and is a predicted model, not a curated record. The transcript has 4 exons. Gene Ontology annotation, molecular function: RNA binding. Lineage: Eukaryota; Metazoa; Chordata; Mammalia; Carnivora; Phocidae. The coding region runs from base 172 to 999 and encodes 275 amino acids.
UUAUAAUUACAGCCACCUUGGCAGGACCCCAGCGCACAGGGAACAGGUUUCAUAGACAUAGGUUCAAUUCCAAUAGAUCGCUACUACCGGAAACGGAAAGCCUUGGGCAGGCUGGCGAUUGGACGCGGAGCCGGAAGCGGAAGCUGAAAAUUGCGUUUGGUGGCUCCCGAUAUGGCUGAGGCGGUGGGUGUUGUGGCCGAAUCCCUUGCGGGAGACAGGGCACGGGCGGCGCGCACUGUGCUAGAUCAGGUGGUGCUCCCGGGUGAGGAACUGCUGCUGCCCGAGCAGGAGGACGCUGAAGGCCCAGGAGGUGCUGGGGAGCGACCGCUGCGCCUGAAUGCGGGGACGCGCUCCCGGGGGCGCGUUGUGUGCGGCCCGGGCUUGCGGCGCUAUGGCGACCGCCUGCUGGUCACCAAGUGCGGCCGCCUACGUCACAAGGAGCCCGGCGGCGGCAGCGGCGGUGGCGUGUACUGGGUGGAUUCACAGCAAAAACGGUAUGUCCCAGUGAAAGGAGACCAUGUGAUCGGCAUAGUGACAGCUAAAUCUGGAGAUAUAUUCAAAGUUGAUGUUGGAGGGAGUGAGCCAGCAUCUUUGUCUUACUUGGCAUUUGAAGGUGCAACUAAAAGAAACAGACCAAAUGUGCAGGUUGGAGAUCUCAUCUAUGGCCAAUUUGUGGUUGCUAAUAAAGAUAUGGAACCAGAGAUGGUCUGUAUUGACAGCUGUGGACGAGCCAGUGGAAUGGGUGUGAUUGGACAGGAUGGUCUUCUUUUUAAAGUGACUUUGGGCUUAAUUAGAAAGCUCCUGGCUCCAGACUGUGAAAUCCUACAGGAAUUGGGAAAACUCUACCCACUAGAGAUAGUAUUUGGAAUGAAUGGAAGAAUAUGGGUUAAGGCAAAAACCAUUCAGCAGACCUUAAUUUUAGCAAACAUUUUAGAAGCUUGUGAACACAUGACAGCAAAUCAAAGAAAACAGAUCUUCUCCAGAUUGGCAGAGAGUUAGAUGGAAUUUUUUAUGGGUCAGUUGACCCAAGAGACCAUGGGUUUCCUGGGGAAAAAUUUUUCAGGGGAACCUCUCCCCAUUAAACAUUCAGAAGACAAAAUGUGAAUAUACAUAUUGUCUUAAUUAAAGUCCUAAAUAAAAUAUUUUUAUAAAAAUGUUACUAGUUGCCACCCAUGUUCUUGUGGGUGAGAAAAAUCAUUAUAAAAUAAUGAUGUAUUUUUUUCUUUACAAUAAAGUUUACUAAAAGUA